Molecule: messenger RNA, 810 nt
Organism: Ogataea angusta
Lineage: Eukaryota; Fungi; Ascomycota; Pichiomycetes; Pichiales; Pichiaceae
Exons: 1
Coding region: 1-810 (269 amino acids)
Cellular component (GO): lipid droplet; prospore membrane; ascospore wall
Source: RefSeq, a predicted model, not a curated record
AUGUCCUCCUUGACCGAUGCCGUCAACGCGCGGCUCUUUAUGGAAGUGUCCCGGCCAGUAACCAUUGCACGCGGAAUCCUACAAUCUGGAGCUGCACAAUAUCCUAUUCAGGGCGUGAUUUAUUUUUUUGAGAACCCUUCUUUGUGGCCCAUUUACCUCAGGCUGAUACCUCCAAUUUUGAUUGUUCAUAUAUCUGUCUUUUUAUCUGUUUUUAGCACGUUGUUUUUGCUCAACAUCUCUGUGGCGAUGUGCUGUUGCGGUCCGUUUGGAUUACUCGUGGGAGCAGGCGUGACUGCACAGGAAGCCAACUUUAUCACGAGCUACAUCUUGGACAAUUAUCUGAUUCCCCGGCCCAUGGAUUCCCUUUUUGACAAUAUUUUGUGCCGUGAAGGGUUGGAGAAAGUGGUUAUACCAGGCAAACUGAAAAGAGUUGUUGGACCCACUUUUGGCGACAAGCUUUGGGAGAAUUCUCUAUGGGCUCCGGUGACCAUUCCAGGAAGUGUUUAUUCCGACCUGAGACCAGUUUUACUGAGUUUUAUUCCCCUCAUUGGCCCAAUGGCCUUGAGCUUCAACAGUGCGGUUGCAAAAGGAAACAGCUUCGAGAAGCGGUAUUACAAGCUGACCAGACUCAGAGGCCGCCAGGUGAGGUACCUAAUUAAAGAGAGGGAGGGAGAUUACUGGAGUUUUGGUUUCGUGGCUAAUCUAUUGGAGAGUGUGCCCUUGCUAGGCUCGUUUUUCUAUUUCACUAAUCAAAUUGGGGGUGCUCUCCUAGCUGCAAAAUAUUACAAUGAAGGCAGAACUGAAUUUUGA